Molecule: messenger RNA, 1827 nt
Organism: Apiotrichum porosum
Lineage: Eukaryota; Fungi; Basidiomycota; Tremellomycetes; Trichosporonales; Trichosporonaceae
Exons: 5
Coding region: 1-1827 (608 amino acids)
Source: RefSeq, a predicted model, not a curated record
AUGACUGCUCAAUCUCAUCCACUUCUCCCCACCCUCCUCCACCUGCCCUGUCCCUUCCUUGACUUUGACACUACCGUCAAUGUCCUCCACGCGUGCAGCAUGGCGCGCCACAACACGAAGCCCAGCAACUUCUGCAUGACUGCCACCAGCGGCAUGUCGGCACCCCUGACGUGGGGUCAAGAAGGCGAGGCGUUCUUGAUGGCCAUGUACCGGGGCAUCAAGAGCGUCACGGUCGCCAACAAGUCUGCUCUCCUGACCUGGCUGGGCGCGGGCAGAUCGCUUCAAGACGACCACUGGAUCGGAGACGCGUUCUUGGCAGUCCGUACAAUCUCGUUCACGCCCACGGCCGUCAAGCAGCUCGGCCGUGUUAACGAGGCGAUCCAACAAUCGCUUCGUUACCACCUCGAGCCGGCCGCGUACAUGCUCACCGAACGCGACGCGCAGCACGCCCUGUGGCGUCACCUGGCCGAGAUGUCGCCGAUGGUCAAGACUGUCGACAUCACCGCGUCGAGUCUCCCCACUCCUGUCGACGUGGACGAGGACAUCGCCUGCCACCUGGCCACACAGCCAGAGUGGCGCUUUCUGUUCCCUCUGUGGCGCCACCUCCAGGUCGUCUCGUUUUUCGACUGCCUGUCCCAGCCACCCCUUCCCCCGCCCUCCGCCCAUGUCACCUUGACCAUAUACAUCCACUACGCCUCCCGUCCCCGCCGCACGGUCCUCACCCUUGAGGAUGUCGACGCUGGCGUGCCCUUCGGAUUCGAGGUCAUUUUCACCAACCUCGGUCCGCUGGCGCGCAUCAAGCGCGACGACGACGAGGAGGUCCGCAUCCCGUAUGGCCCUGCAGUCAACACCCACGCUUUCGUCGACCGCGCCGAGUUGGGACCAAUCUGGGCCAACCUCGGUAGUCACCUCGACCACAACACUGCCAUCGCCCUCAUGCACACGCCUCACCUCGUGCGCGACAACCUUCGGCCUACGGGUUUGUCAAUCUCGUUUGACGCCAACACAGCUCCGCCUCCUUCCUGGGGUGGUGCGUUCGCCCAGACAUUCCUCAAAGCCUCCUACCUGGCCGUCACCGAGGUUGAGGUCGCCAAUGCGCGGUUGCGCGCACAAUUCCCGCCCAACCCUAUCAUUUGCCCAUUCGCGUCGGUUCAAGCGGUGUCGUUCGAGGGUGAUGCCGUCCAGGACCUCAGCCGCCCCAACGGUGCCAUCAAGAGCAACGAGAAGUCUCUGGGGCGAGUUUUCAAGUACAACAUCAGGGCACGCGAAGACCAACGCGUGGUGUGGACUCGGAUUGCCGCCAUGGCGCCUGGUGUCACGACCGUGAACAUCACCAACACUCCGGCGGCGGGCACCACUACGCCCCACAACCUUCUCUUUCACCACGACGUGCAGCGCUACGCCAACGCUCAACCAGAGUGGGACCACCUCCUUCCCCUCUGGCCCCGGCUCGAGCGCGUCGUGUACCACCACUGCCUGACGCAACCCCCCCUCGUCCCCCCCUCUCCUCACCGCCGCCUGGUCAUUGUCGGUCACUUUGCCACCAACCACACGGUCGGCAACCACCCCAUUUUCCACAUCCUGGACCUCGAGGUCAACCAGGCGUCUCAACACGGCAUGCCGGUGAUGUACGGCAACAUUGGCACUCAGGCCCAAAUUGCUCGUGGAUCGUUUGUGCACGCCAUUGCGUACGACCUGCAAGGCAUGUACCAGGAGACGUCUCCGUCGGGCCUCAUCCGCUACAUUUUCAGCCGUGACCACACUGUUGUGCGGUCCUUGUGCGGUAUGGUUCGUGCGCUUCCACUCUGUAACAGAUCUAUGAUUUGA